UCCAAAGUAUCAUUAAUGUGGACUGUUGAAAACAAUGGCACAGGAAGUACGCUGGCGAACACCUGGCAAGACGCGGUUUACCUGUCAAAUUCUCCAACUGUACAAAAUAACUCGACAAAACUUGCUGACUCCUUCCUCAGACAAGCUUUAAGUCCCGGGCAGAGUUACACCGAGGUUUCAUUUAUGAAGUUACCAUCUGAUACAUCUGGAACUUAUUAUUUCGUUUUGAAAGUCAACGAGGGCGGCUCUGUGGUUGGAAAAGGUGUGCUGGUGAACAACUUAGCUUGGAUUCGUGCUGAAAUUUUACCAAAACCACUGCCAGACUUAGCCAUUGUAGAUGUAUCUUUUGUUUUUGAAGAAAAACGUCGUUUUUUGACGGUUUUGUGGUCAGUGGCAAACUUUGGCAGCUGGAUGCGCGAGCCUUUAUCUUGGGUGGACAGCGUAGUAUUCUCGUCCUCACAAGGCGUCAUCGAUGGCAAAGAUGCCCGUGUCAUGGCAUCUGAAACCGUUACUGCUAAACUAGAUGAACAGCAAGAGUACCAGCUUUCCGCUACUUUACAGAUUGGCGAAAACGUAAUCGGAAAGUUUUACGUGCAUGUAGUUACAAACUCCAACAAAACCUUCUCUGAAGUCUCUGGAACUUCAAAUAAUAUCGGUGUUUCAAGGGAAGUCCUCAACGUUCCACCUCCCCCGGCACCUAGGUUAAUCCUGACUAUUAUUUCAAGUUUACCGUCCCAGAUCACCCUUGGAGUUCCUUUCUCCAUCAAGUUUCGGGUACAGAACGAGGGACUUGUUGCAACGAAGAAAACAUCAUGGACAGAUGCGAUUUACGCUUAUGGAAAAAAGGAUGCAAAUCGGACAGAGGUCAUCGAGGGAGGAACGAAAUUAAAGCACAUUCCCCACAUAGGAGCCUUGGAAGCUAAUUCGUUUUAUGAAGAAAGUAUCAACGUUUCAAUUCCACAUGGAUUUCGUUCUUCUGCUUUCAUUCAUGGCUUUGCAGACAUCCACAGCCCUUUUACACCGUGGCCAGAGAUUGUUGAACCCAUCAAUAACACGCAGCUUAAUGUCACGCAUCCUAAUGUCACACAGCCUAAUGUCACGCUACCAACUGUGACACCAACUGUUCUGACGCCUAUAGUUAUUAAAGUAGGACUGUUACCAGAUCUGCAAGGCUCACUGGGAAACUCAAAAGUGCAAACGCGUGGUGGCCAGCCACUGAAUGUCACUUUCAACGUCACAAACUCCGGGGAAUCACCUGUACGUGGUGCGUGGUACAAUGCGCUGUAUCUCAGCCAGGACGUGCUGAUCGACCCAUUUGACCGCAAACUUGCCACUGUAAGAGCAACUAAUCUCGCCGUGAACGACACUGUGUCCUUGAGCGCUGAGGUCUUCAUUCCCUUUGACACUCUUGACUCGGACUACUACCUGUUACUGUCAGUGGACAGCAAAAGCGCCAUAUGGGAGAGUGAUGAACUGAAUAACGACGCUUACCAUCUGAUAAAGAUAAACAAGACAUUUAGCAGUGACUUGGCGGUAGUGUCUGUUUCCUCAUCCAGUGGAGAAUUCUCCUAUGGCCAAGAUGUCACAGUAAACUGGAGAAUAAGAAACAAUGGCAGCCAACGCACAGAAGGAUAUAAAUGUGAUACCGUUUACUUAUCAGAAGACGAUAAAUGGCAGAUACAAGACGUUAGGUUAGGCCGGCCAAUCUGUUCAUACGUCAUCCUGGAACCCUCCAAUGGAGGUUCAAACCGAGACACGUCAUACUCUUCAACGAGUGAGCUGCCGCUGACAGCCGUGGGCGCAUAUCGCAGCCUCGUGAAAACCCGUGGUAACAUUAUAGAUCAGAACCUGCAAAAUAACAUAGCUGUUGGGCCAAAACAUAUUAACGUUACAUUUCCAAAUCUUCCUCUCGACGGCUGCGUAGAUGUCACCUUAAAGCCAGACGAACAAUCUUCUUUCAUUAUAGACAAUGUCCCGGAUGGAAAGACUCUCAUUGUUUCCAUAAAUAGUAGUAAUGAUGAUGCGUUCCAUGACCUUUACGUCAGACACUCUAAACCGGCAACCGCUUACCAAUAUGACGGUGGAUCAAGGCUUGCCCUGUCCGCCGACCAAGAGGUGGUCAUUUCCGAAACAGUCUUUGGAAAAUACUACGUUCUAAUGACCCGCCGACAAGAUAUGUCCAUCUCUGCGCCGAUUACCCAACCAUCGCGAUUGUGCUCGCACAUAGCAAAGUUUGAAAUCGCUCGGGUAUUCCCUAGUCAAGUGGCUCCGCUGGGAAACGCCACGUUGCGCUUAGAAGGGGCCCUGUUUGGACAACAUCUGGAAGCUUUUCUCGUGAGUGCAUCUUCGGAAGAUAACUUUGUCGAAGCAGUAAAGGUGUAUCGAAUGAGUUCAAUUGAAGUGUAUGCUACCUUCACCACAAGAAACCUAACCAUUGGUACCACAUUUCAUGUGAAACUUGUCAACACUGAGUCAAAAGAAAUAGCCACAUUGCCCGGUUCUUUGGUGAUAACAAGUGGUGAGGCUGGACGAUUAGAAACGUAUGUAGACUUUCCAGAAGCUGUGCUUGUGGGUUCUCCAGGCGUGAUAACAGUCACCUAUGAAAAUGUUGGAGACACUGAUAUAGUUAGCUCAGUAUUGGCUGUUCGUGUUGUCGGUGGCCUAGCUCAACUUCGCCCUGUCCAAAAAGCUGCAUCAUCGGGCCAAUUCUCUUCCACUGUGGUCUUUUUAGCUCAACCUCUUCAAGGCCCAGGCGGCAUUUUGCCUCCAAAGGCUUAUGGGGAGAUGGUAUUUGACUUCGAGUCUCUCGCAGGCGGAGUGACACAAAGCAGAUUUAGUCUUCAAAUGUUGGACGAAAAUGAUAGAGCUCACCCUUAUCUGAACAGCAGUGAAGAUCUGAAACCAGAGUUUCUCAGCAGUUUACUGUGGGCUCCAGUUUGGAAUAACUUGCUUAUUUCCGUUGGGAAGACAGCCGCCACAUUCCAACAAAGGAUGUCAGCGGUCAGUACCUUGCUCAGCAAGUCUGGAAGAAGAGUCAACUUGGUGAAUGAUCUUAUCCAGUUUCAACUUGAUAUUGCAAACGGAAAACUGACUGGAGAUCCUUUGUUAUCUGAGGAUGACAUAACAGGUCAGUCCGCUAAAGAUUUGGCCCUGCCUUUGCUGCUACAAAGAAUCUACAGCCCGCUGAUAUCAAAACGAAGACAAAAGGGUGUUUUUGGUAAUGGUUGGAUUGCACCUUGGUGGGAGGCUGAAAUCACACAAAUUACACCAGAGACCAUUAAAAUUGUACAAUUACGUGAAGAGCUGGUGUUUAAAGCUGACUCAUCAGCUGGGCUGUACAAGUCAUUUGAUGGAAAGGAAGUUUCUGUUAACGACACAGAUGUUCUUUUCACCGACUCCAGCACCACUACCGUGUAUAUUUUUGAUUCCGUCAUGAAGAACCUGAAAGAGCUCCAGAGAGGAAAUGAGACGAUCACCGUCGAAUAUUCACAAAACAGAUCAUCGACUUUCACUCAUUCGUCGGGAGGAAAAAUCUCUGUGAAAUACAACGACAAAGGACUUGUACGAGAGGCGCAAUUUGAAGAUGGAUCGGGUAAAAAACAGAGAUGUUUCUACACAUACAGUUGGGACACUGGGUCUCUUUUGUCAGUCACUGUUGGUGAACAAAUCACUCGUUACACCUACAACAUUCACGGCGAUCUUACAAGUAUUAUUUACCCUACCUCGUCCACUGUCAAGUACUCAUGGAACCAGUAUGGACUCCUGAGUAACGUCACAGGUUUUAACAAGGAAAACAAGUUCAUCUACGGAACACAUUUCUCGUACGACUGGAAUGGAAAGGUGACCGUGACCAGACUUCCACAAGGAGACUCGGCUGAGCUUUUCUUUAACGAGAAAGGAAAGGUGAUGGACAUAAAGGGUGCUGGUCUUGGCGAUGUACGUUUUGAAAGUUUUAAAAAUGAUGACGAGGUUGUUAAAACUGUGAAACAAGGAGACCAGAUUGUGUUGACAAGGAAGUACAACGUAAAGACACAUAUAAUGACAGUUAUUGACGCAAACGGCCACGAUACAGAAUUCCUCUUACAGAAAAAUGGGGAAGUCUUGAACACGACGGAUCCAGGAGGCUUCGUUUAUCAGAAUAUCUACGAUGGCAAGGCUCAAAUGAUCAAAUUCAUAUACCCAGAUGGUAGAAAUGAACUAACAGACUACGACGACAAAGGGCGACUGGUGAAGUUUACUGGUAGAGCUGGAAAGGAAGUCAAGUUCGGAUACGAUGAAAAUAACCGACUUGUAAAAAAAGAUGUCGAUGAUCUCAGCUCUUCGUAUUUCUUACAUGAUAGCGACGGUAAUAUUGUCCAAGCAAUGAAUGGCAUCGGUACGAUCGAUGUUGCUUAUGACGGUGAAAACAGACCAACUAGUGUCACGUAUCCAAACCGUCAAAGCAUCACUUACAAGUACAAUGAAUUCCAACGUCGCGUGGGGCUAAAAGUGUCCGGGUUAAACAUAGUGUACAAGUAUGACCAGCUUAACCGGUUAUCGGAAGUGGUUCGCGUAGACUCAAGGGGCACGGCCGACGUUCUGCUGAGACUGGAAUACAACUCACAAGGGAUGUUAUCUAAACGAGUCCUUGGAAACGGAGGUUAUUCUGAGUACGAGUUAGAUCCAGUUAAUUCAAAGCUGUCUCGUUUAGUAAAUUAUUUCCCAAAUGGCAGCAUCUCCUCUUGCUUUGAGUACAAUUACGACAAAAAAGGACGAAGAAUUCAGGAAAAUACAACAUCUGGUAUCUGGCGGUACAAAUACGACGCAGCAUCGCAGCUAAUAGAGGCAAAAUAUCCACACGGUAAAAUUGUUCGAUACACCUACGAUAAACGAAAAAAUCUAGAGCAGGUUUCAGAAGAGCCUGGUAACAAGACUUUAUAUUCUGUCAAUGAAAUCAACCAGUACACUUCAGUAGGAAAUUAUGAGAUCAAAUAUGACAUGGAUGGAAAUGUGGCGGAAAAGACAAAUAGAGAUCUACGGAAUGACAGUGUCAAAUUCAAGUUUAGUACUGAAAAUAUGUUACUGCAAGCUGAAACUCCGAACAAAAGGUGCAAGUAUGCGUAUGACAGCUUUGGAAACUUGUACAAGAAAACAUGCGGCCAAAAUGAAGUGCAAUAUAUAAUUGAUCCUUUUGGGAAUCCUGGAGCUGAUAUUGUUGGCCAGAUUACCGGUGAAAAUGUGACAUAUUUUAUUCACUGCCAAGAUCUUGGAUUAGUUGCUUUGAUGGACACGGAUGGAAAUCUAUAUUAUUAUGAGUUUGACGCGCAGGGGUCUGUCGUAGGAGUACUGGGUCCCAGAGGUGAUCUAGUUAAUCGGUACAGUUAUGACCCGUUUGGUAGGAUAUUAGAAGUCUAUGAAGAGUUGCCCCAGGACUUCACGUUCGUUGGUCAAUGGGGAGUGACCGCUGAUCGUGAACUAAGAGAUAUAUACUGGAUGCGGUUCAGGCACUAUGAUGCACAGCUUGGAAGAUUUCUUAGCUUCGACCCACUUGGUUUUUCAGGAAAAAGUAUCAAUCUAUACUCGUAGGCAGCCAACAAUCCUAUCAUGCUGAAAGAUCCUCGAGGAAAAGUUAUUCCCUUAGCCGUUCUAGCCGCUGGAGCCCCGGGAGCAAUUAUUGGUGCAUCGACAAAUGUUGCUUCUUAUUAUGCCACUCAGAAGUUACUUGGUCAGAAGGUAACCACUGGAGGAGUCGUGUCAAGCGCCAUAGGAGGGUUCGUCUCUGGAUACUUUAAAAGACAACAAAUCGUAGCUGGGUUUGUAAUUAGCUUUGGAAGCUCAGUACUACAGCAAGGAAUUGAUAAUGGUAUUUCGAAUAUAAACUUGCGACAGGCGUUAGAAAGUGGUGUAACUAGUGUGAUCUCGUCGCCCAUAACACCUCUGAAGAGACCAAAAUGGAGAACAGGGUAUUCACCAGUGGACAACUUCGUAGACGAUAUCUACGAUAAGACUGUUAAAAAUAUUUUUGUUCCACCGCUGGGAAAAGACCUCGUCAAUAAGAUAAUCGACUGGGUUCGGUCCUGGGAUCCGAAUGACAUGAUUGGUCCCCCUGGAUAUGGAGACGCACGCUUUAUUUCUUUGAAGACUCCUCUGAACUAGAAGAUCAGGUUUGAGAAUGAUCCAAAUGCAACCGCACCUGCGCAGAACGUGAUUAU
This is a messenger RNA of Stylophora pistillata, 6191 nucleotides long. RefSeq lists its product as uncharacterized. Lineage: Eukaryota; Metazoa; Cnidaria; Anthozoa; Scleractinia; Pocilloporidae. Gene Ontology annotation, molecular function: protein binding. The record is from RefSeq and is a predicted model, not a curated record.